Molecule: messenger RNA, 2064 nt
Organism: Nicotiana tabacum (common tobacco)
Lineage: Eukaryota; Viridiplantae; Streptophyta; Magnoliopsida; Solanales; Solanaceae
Product: inactive beta-amylase 9
Biological process (GO): polysaccharide catabolic process
Molecular function (GO): beta-amylase activity
Source: RefSeq, a predicted model, not a curated record
GUGGAAGCGACACGUGGCUCAUUCUUCUUGCGGCUAUUUUUAUUCCUUUUCUCUUUCUUUAUAAACUGGUCCCAAAUCCAAUUCAAUCUCCAUUCCUCUUUCUACAAUUCCUUCAAAACUCUUCAAUUUUUACCUCUAAAUCCUUUAUUUUACCAAAUUUCUUCAAAUCAAGCCCCUUUUACUUGUCAUAUCAUAAAUUUCUGGUUGUAAUUUUAUAAAGAUUCAAACUUUUUCCGGAUUUUUCUUUGGAAAUUAUGGAGGUUUCAGUUAUGGGAAGUUCUCAGGUAAAUUUGGGUAGGAGUGAUUUGGGAUGUAGAGAAAUUGCUAGUUUUAAUUUAAAUUCAAAGAUAUCCUCUUCUGUGAAGAUUUCAAGAGUAUGUAUUGGCCAAAGUAUUAAAUGGCCUUUAAAAUCUUUGAAUGGAUUCAGUUUGAAAGCCUCUGCUUGUUCACAAGUUGAACCAGUUAUAUCAGAGAAUGAUUCUACCAACAGAAAAUCUAAGCCGAAUGAUGGCGUGAAACUAUUUGUUGGGUUGCCACUUGAUGCUGUUUCAAGUACUAAUACGGUAAACCAUGCUAGAGCAAUUGCAGCUGGAUUAAAAGCGUUGAAGUUACUCGGUGUAGAUGGCAUAGAACUCCCAGUUUGGUGGGGGGUUGUUGAGAAGGAAACCAGGGGAAAGUAUGACUGGACAGGCUACCUUGCACUUGCUGAAAUGAUCCAAAAACUGGAUCUUAAGCUUCAUGUCUCACUUUGCUUCCACGCGUCAGAGGAACCGAAAAUCCCACUUCCAGAAUGGGUUUCUCGGAUUGGUGAAUCUGACCCUAGUAUCUUCUUUAAGGACCGUUCAGGACAACACUAUAAAGAUUGUCUCUCGUUCGCGGUUACUGAUGUUCCUGUUCUUGAUGGAAAGACUCCAGUUCAAGUGUACAAAGAGUUCUGUGAGAGUUUCAAGGAUGCUUUUUCCCCAUUCAUGGAUUCCACAAUCACGGGAAUUUCCUUGGGUCUAGGACCAGAAGGCGAGCUUCGCUAUCCUUCUCAUCACAAUCCAUCCAAAAUGAACAAUCAUCAGGGAGCUGGUGAAUUCCAGUGUUAUGACGAAUACAUGUUGAAUUCUCUCAAACAGUAUGCUGAAAAUAGCGGGAAUCCUCUAUGGGGACUUGGCGGUCCACACAACGCCCCUGGAUAUGAUCAAUCACCUAUGACAAGCAACUUCUUCAAGGAGCAUGGAGGAUCUUGGGAGACGACUUAUGGUGACUUUUUCCUUUCUUGGUACUCAGAGCAGCUGAUUUCACAUGGAAACCGACUUCUUUCUCUUGCCUCUGAAAUUUUCAAUGACGUUCCGAUCUCAAUUUGUGGUAAAGUUCCGCUUGUGCACUCUUGGUACAGAACCCAAUCCCACCCUAGCGAGCUAACAGCAGGUUUCUAUAACACUACCAACAGAGAUGGUUAUGAAGCAGUAGUUGAGAUGUUCGCAAAGCAUUCGUGCCAAAUUAUCUUGCCCGGGAUGGAUCUCUCGGACCAGCACCAGCCAAAUGAAUCCCUUUCGAGCCCAGAGUUAUUGCUUGCUCAAAUCGCAGCAUCUUGCAGAAGUCACGGAGUGGAAAUCUUGGGGCAAAACUCAAUGGUUGCUAAUGCCUCAAAUGGUUUUGAACAGAUAAAGAAGAACUUGUCAGGUGAAAAAGAAGUCAUGAGCUUGUUCACAUAUCAAAGAAUGGGUGCUGAUUUCUUUUCUCCUGAACAUUUCCCUUCAUUUACUCAAUUCGUUCGGAGCCUUAAUCAACCAGAAUUGGAUUCAGAUGAUCAGCCGCUGAAACAGGAAGAACGUGUUGAAUCGCUUACUGGUAAUAUUCUCCAGAAGCAAACAGCUUAGGUUCAGAUUCUAUGUAUAUAUUUGGACAUCACCUUAUGUAUAUCACUUAGAAAUUCUAGUGCUAGUAUUACACAUUUGUUAGUGAUAAGCUGGUUGUAGCUGAAACCUGUUUAUCUGUUAUAUAUUUAUUAUAAUAACUAGUAUGAGAAAGUUCCUUGGCAUGAAUUAUGAAAAUUUUGGUUGUCUUGACUCUUGA